Micropterus dolomieu (smallmouth bass) is the source of this 4801-nucleotide messenger RNA. It is a transcript of the gene fibcd1b, whose product is annotated as fibrinogen C domain containing 1b. The record is from RefSeq and is a predicted model, not a curated record. NCBI's taxonomy places the organism in Eukaryota, Metazoa, Chordata, Actinopteri, Centrarchiformes, Centrarchidae. The coding region runs from base 69 to 1391 and encodes 440 amino acids. The transcript has 7 exons.
CCAGCUCCUCCCAGCUCAAACAUCGCUGGUCAGACUCAGAAACUGCCAGGGAGACCCCGGCCAAGAGGAUGAGCUGCAGCUACUUGCUUUGCACUAUCCUGCUUUUCGUGGCUGUAUUGCUGGCUGUCACUGUAACUGGCACCAUCCUUUUUAUGAACCACUACCAGGCCCCACCCAUGUCCGAUGGCCUACCCCACAUUUCCACCAAUCAGGAUGAAGCCAAUGCCCUGGUCACUGUUGAGAGAGGGGAUGGAUCUCGUAUCAAUAUCUUCAUCGACCCUAACUGUCCUGACUACAACAGUAACUUUUUGCGCCUGGAGGGUGUGCAGACAUCACUGCUCCACUCACUAACCGACCACGACUCUGACCUGAAGUCAGUGAAAGGCCAGGAUCGGGCUCUUCUCGUCAGUCUGGCUGAAGAGGUGGCCAAGCUGUCAGCCCAUGCGGGGCAGCUGAAAAUGGACUAUGAAUCCUUACGCAGGGGGCAGGGCAGCCUUGGGCAAGACCUUAACACACUGCAAACAGAGCAGGGACGCCUCAUACAGCUGCUGUCAGACAGCCAGAUCAACAUGGUUAAGGUAGUGAACUCAGUGAGUGAUGCUCUUAACGCCAUGCAGAAGGAGAACGUGGGCCUGAAGGCUCGUGUCAAGGCCGACUUGCAGAGGGCACCAGUCAGAGGGGCCCGUUUCAAGGGCUGCUCCAAUGGUAAAGGCUCGCGUCCCCGUGACUGUGGCGAUCUGUACGCCAGUGGACAGAGAGAGGAUGGCAUCUACUCCGUGUUUCCUGUUCACCACCCUGCAGGCUUUCAGGUCUACUGUGACAUGACCACAGACGGAGGAGGCUGGACAGUAAUCCAGCGCAGGGAGGAUGGCUCGGUCAACUUCUUCAGAGGAUGGGAGUCCUAUCGUGAAGGAUUUGGCAAAAUCACUGGUGAACACUGGCUCGGGCUGAAGCAGAUCCAUGCCCUGUCCAUCCAGGGAAACUAUGAGCUACGUAUAGACUUGGAGGACUUCGAAAAUAGCACCGCAUAUGCCCAAUAUGGCACCUUUGGAGUAGGCCUCUUCUCAGUGGACCCUGAUGAUGAUGGAUACCCUUUGACUGUGGGAGACUAUUCCGGCAAUGCAGGUGACUCUCUACUGAAACACAAUGGGAUGAAGUUCACCACCAAAGACAGGGACAACGACCACUCGGAGAAUAACUGCGCCUCUUUCUACCACGGUGCCUGGUGGUACCGCAACUGCCACACCUCCAACCUUAAUGGCCAGUACCUGCGCGGUCAGCACACCUCCUAUGCCGAUGGCAUCGAGUGGUCCUCCUGGACUGGCUGGCAGUACUCCCUCAAGUUUUCAGAGAUGAAGAUACGACCUACCCGUGACCCAGAGAAUAAAUGAGAAAGACAAAAGAGAAAGAAGAAGACAGAUUUGUUUUGUUUUUUUUGAAACAUUAACAAACCACAAUUUCUGACAGCUAGGUGGAGUUACUUGUCUUGAUAUUGUUUAUUCGCUAAAAAAUACCUCCUUUAAGUUUAGUUGACUCUGCUGUUUGCCUCCUGAUGUCUCUCUCCCUUUUUGCUCCUCUACCUCCAUCACUCAGCUACAAGGGUCAUGCUGGCUACCAUUAUCCUUCUUCCUAGUCCCUUUCUUGAAAAAAUAAUGUAACCAUUGUCCCUUUAUUUAGAAUUUUUCACAAGAACAGCUUACCAGAGCUCCAAAACCACUGCACUAGUCUGACAUGGUGGCCCAACCAUUUUCUGCAGAAUCACACACCAGCGAUUUUGUUCUGACAUGCAACCCUGACCCCUCAUCUUUGCUGACAUGGCACUUAGAUUGUGUUUCAGUCUCACUGGCCAUUGCUGUGUGAUCUGUGAAUGGAGAGGGUUGCUCCAAAUAUAAUAGAAAGAGAAAAGCUCUUCAUGAAAUAUGAACAGGAGACACAAAUCCUCCUUACUCCCCUUGCAAAGGAAGAGUUUCACCAGUGAGAAGGAACAGCGCAGUUGUACACUAUGUCACAUUUACAUCCUUGAUCCGUGUGAAUGAGACCCAGCAGGGUAGUGGCAAGAAGUGAUAAUGAGAGGGAGACAGAGACAGAGAGAAUGAAGAAACAAUUUGACAAGAGUUAAAUUAGUUCAAGGAAAGGGGGGCAGAGUGAAUCAAAGGGGAGAGAGUACGUGAAAGAAGAGGAGGUGCAAGAAUGAAACAGAGAAAUGAGAAAAAGAAAGAGACAACGGAGGAUCUCAUUCAUCUGACUUGGGCCAUUAGGGAGCAUAUUGGGCACUUUGUCUGAUCUGCCUGCCAGCUGAGUACUGGCCAACUGAUGCAGCACUCACAGAUGGUAACCCAGCACUUUGUGUGUGUGUGUGUGUGUGUGUUUGUGUACACGUGCGUAGGGGUGUGCGUGUAUGUGUGUGUCUACGACGGAGAGAGAACACACUAUCAAUUUCCUGUCAUGAGUUCAGUAGAGCGUCUCGACUGACUACAAUGUUUAGCACAGACAGACUAAACCUGAUGCAUGGCUGGCAUACCUUCAGUCUCUCCAUCUAAGUAGUUAACAUGAAAUUACAAAACCUGUAAUGGAUGUAAUAGGAAGGAAAAGACACGGACAACCAUUUGAAGCAGAAAAAUGGGUUCACAGAAUGAAAGAGGAAUCAAAGACUAUGUCACACCUACCCCGUUGAUCUUAUUUUUGCCAACCACCGCCAUUCCCACCUCUCUGGUUUGUCUUUUUUUUUUUCUUUCCAGAUGAUUACUAUGGGAUUUGUUUGUGUGACACAGUUUCUGUUGUCAUGCAAACUGAGAGAAAGUUGCUGUAAAAUAAGAUUUGAUGCUCUAAACCACUGUCUUUUUCUUCUGAGUAGGAAUUCUACAAUGUGUUAUGGCAAAAACAAAAUUGCCUAAAGCAAACAAACAAAACAAAAAAAACAAUGACAGAAAAACAAAAAAAUGUCAUGACGAAAAAACACAAAGGCAACCUGUGGGCAGAAAAUAGUGCAAUUCUGAUUUUUUCUCUCUCUCUUAUUUUUAAGUCGAUGAAUCAACUUUUUUCAGUUUCAUCGAGUUUGUUUGGAUGUACUUAAAGCUUUAAAAAAAUACCUGUAGAUUUUAUUGUACAGUGUGUAUGACUUUUAGAGCAUGUGAAGCUGUUUUCUUACUAUGCUAAAACACAAAGAGUACUCAAGCACAUGGACUAAAGAAAAUCCACCAUUUAAAAAAUUCAGAUGUACUUACAGAACUCUUCCCCUUCCUCUGCCUGAACGACAGGUGGGAGUGGCUUGUGCCGCUCUUAAGGUCGAAUACGAGCGAAGAGGAAGAAGGCGAUUAUCCCUCAAGCACAUGCCCCUUUCAAAAAUGCAGCACAAAUAUAAAUCUUUUACGGAGGCACAAUACGAGAGAGAUUUUGAACUUCAUGGCACAUCAGCUGCCUUGCUGGACAAGCAAGCGAUCUUUCUGACAUCUUAGCUUUGGAAAGUCCUGUGGCACUAGAAGGCAGUAUUGAAUGUGUGCUGAAAGGUGUCACCCCAGCUGACAGUGAGUUAAAGUGUAGCACCGAGCAAUGUUGCACUGAAUACCUCUGACACUGGAACAGCUGUGAGUUUUUCUAUUAUCACCGGUGCUUGGAGGGAUUUCCCAUUGCUGCGUGUGUUUCUGCAGCACCUCGGCUGUGUACAUGCAGCUAUACAUCAUGUCUCUGUGGACUACUGUCACCUCUCUUCAACAUAAAAGCACAGACACAUGUUACAAAUGAUAGCUGAUGUUAUGAUGGCACUGAGUGUGAGGUGUAAUAACAACAGAGGAUAUAGCAAAUUUAAAAGAAGUUGGAACUCAUUUAAGGAGAAGGAACGGGACUGCGCGUGAGAACGUGUGUGUGUGUGUGUGUGUGUGUGUGUGUGUCUGCGCUACACAGCGGGUGUGGGUGUAUGUGAGCGGGUGUGUGCGUCUACAGUGUCCGUGUGUACACAUAUAUGUACAUGCUUUGGUUUGUACAUGACCAUGUGCAUGAGCCAGACGACAGAGCGGGAGGCUGAGUGCGUCUCUCUGUGGAAGUAAUGUGAUGCUUAUGUACAACUUGCCUCCCCUGCUAUUUGUGUUGAUAACGGAGAGAUUUACAUAAUUAUAAUGAACUAUUACUUAUUGUGAUUGUGAACCCAUAAGAGUGGACACCACAUUCUGGUACUGUGUUGAACUGCGCUGGUACCCUAAAACCCUGAAAACCCACUCCCAAAAUCUUUACUCCCCAACACAACGUUGUGCUCACUGUAUAUGUUAAUGCUAUGUUGCCCCUUGUUAUUUAAAUGUAAAAAUGAGUAUUAUUUGCCAUACCCCUUUCUGUGUUUUUGUUGAGUGGAUGUCUUUAUAAUCACUCUCUCUGCUGUAGCUUGCUAAGUCUCCAACGGAAGAGAUGAUAAAAAAGUGAAAUCAGAGGCUCUAAUCACUCCAAGUUAUCCUGCUCAUUACAGUGCAUCAGCACGCUCCUGGUCGAUUCCCAGUCCCCAAACCUUCUAUCUUUUUUACCGUGUACCUUCUUAAUUGCCUUAGCCUCUGCUGCCAAUUCCCCCUCACUCCAUACUGUAGCUCCUAAUUUCUCCUCUCUUCUCUUUCCAGCUCCUGACUCCCUGCCUCUGCCUCUUUUUUGCUCUACUUUUUGCCCCACUCUCUCCCUGGCCCUGAGUACAUCCAUUCCUUCAGUCCCAGCGCAGAACUAACUCUCUUUUCGUUUUUUUCUCUUUUUGGUGAAGUACUAUAGAUUGUUUUGCUGAAUCUUGAUACUGUGUUUUAAUGUUCUUCAACGUCAACAUUUAAUAAAC